Molecule: messenger RNA, 675 nt
Organism: Leptosomus discolor (cuckoo roller)
Lineage: Eukaryota; Metazoa; Chordata; Aves; Leptosomiformes; Leptosomidae
Source: RefSeq, a predicted model, not a curated record
AUGGAGUUUCUGCCGCCGUUCCAGCGUGUGGUGCAGCCCGAAGAGCUGUGGCUGUAUAAAAACCCCUACGUGGAGGCGGAUCAUGUACCCACGGUGCCCAUGUUUUUCAUCUCGUUUCUGUCUCCCUUGUUGCUCAUCGUCCUGGCGAGGGUGUUCAUGAAUGCCGACCGAGAAGACACGCGGGAAGCCUGCCUAGCUGCCAGCCUUGCUCUCGCCCUGAAUGGGGUUUUUACGAACGCCCUGAAGCUCAUUGUGGGGAGGCCACGGCCAGACUUCUUCUAUCGGUGCUUCCCGGACGGACGAGCGAACGCGGAGCUGGUCUGCACAGGCGACCCUGGCGUAGUGACUGAGGGACGCAAAAGCUUCCCCAGCGGGCAUGCCUCGUUCGCCUUCGCUGGACUCGCCUUCUCCGCCUUCUACAUAGCUGGGAAGCUGCGCUGCUUCACUCCCGGCCGGGGAGGCAGGGCUGUGCGGCUCUCCUGCGACUACAAGCACCACUGGCAAGAUGUGUUGGUUGGCUCAGCGAUCGGCUUCGUGCUCGCGUACCUCUGCUACAGGCAGUAUUACCCUCCUCUGACGGACUCCAUGUGCCACAAACCGUUUCCGUACAAAUCCAGACAACUGCCAGCGCACCAAGAGAAGCCCGCAGCUUCCAGCUUUCGCCUAGAUGUGUAG